UUUUUUUUUGUUGCCCAGAACCGUUGCUUGAGUUGUCAGUCCGAUCGGACACAAUCGUGAUGCAGCGCACGGUGCUCCUUCUGCUACUGGCUAUUGGGGCCCCAGCCCUUGGGGGGCCACUGCCCUCAGAGCCCUUCUUCUCCAUACAGGAAAACUUUGACCUGAACCAGUUUAUGGGGAAGUGGUAUGAUGUCGCUGCAGCCUCCAACUGCCCCUGGCUGAAAAGCUACAAGGGUCAUAUAACAGCAGGAACCUUGGAGGUGAAGCCCGGUGAGAGCAGUGACACAAUCAGCAUGACGAGGACCGCCAUCAGACAUGGGACCUGCAAGCAAAUGUCAAUGAUUUAUAAGCUCACAGAGACCCCUGGGAGGCUCUUCUACCACAAUGACAAGUGGGCCGCUGACAUUGAUACCUACGUAGUCCACACUAAUUAUGAUGAGUACGCCAUUGUGGCAAUGACAAAGCAGAAGAAGGGACAGAACAAAACCACCACAUUCAAGCUCUAUGAUCGCAGCGCGGAAUUACGCCCCACUCUGAUGGAUGAAUUCACCCAGCUGGUGAAGGAACAAGGCAUGAGUGACGAUGACAUCGUGACCCUCAAGAAUGCAGGAGAGUGUGUUCCAGGGGAACCUGCCCCAGAGCCAGAGAUCCAGAGAAGAAGAAGAGAUGCAGAAAGCGUUACCAGUAACACAACACCUGUAAAUGACUCCUGUCUAAGUCUGCCAGAUGCUGGGCACUGUCUAGCCUGGUUCCCUCGCUUUUUCUACAACUCCACUGUUAAAGCCUGCCAGUCGUUCAUCUAUGGUGGAUGUGAAGGCAACCACAACAACUUUUUGACAGAGAAGGCUUGCCUGCAGACCUGCCGCACUAAAGAUGCCUGCAGACAACCCAUUGUCAGCGGACCCUGCAAGGCCUACCUUCCUCGUUGGGGUUUUGACUCUGAGAGCAACGAAUGUGUUUUCUUUCUAUAUGGCGGCUGCCAUGGAAACAGCAACAACUUUCACAGCCUUCAGGAGUGUGAAGAGUACUGCGGCAGUGCAAAAAAGAAUGAGCUAAGAGCCAUACCCUGCACUCCUGGAGAGAUCUGCACCCAACCCUCUUCAAAUUACUGCCAUGAGGCACCAGAGAGAGGUCCCUGCAAUGCUUCAUUUCCCCACUUCUACUACAACGCAUCUCUCAUGGCUUGCCAGAGAUUCACGUAUGGCGGGUGCCAAGGCAAUAAGAACAACUUUAAGACCGAGAAUGCUUGUCUGCAGAGCUGUCAAACUAAAGCGGCCUGCACACUGCCCAUUGUCGUUGGGCCCUGUAAGGCCUUCGCUCCACGUUGGGCCUUCGACUCUCAAAGCGGAAAAUGUGUGUUCUUUGUAUAUGGCGGCUGCCAAGGAAACAGCAACAACUUCUACAGCCAGAGUGAAUGUCAGGAGUUCUGUGAGGCGACAAAGGGUGACCCCUGCCUGAGUCCACCAGAUGAGGGACCCUGCAAUGCUUUCUUCCCACGCUACUACUACAACUCUACCCUCAUGACCUGCACGACAUUCACCUAUGGUGGUUGCCAGGCCAACCAAAACAACUUUCCGACCGAGCGGGCAUGUCAGGAGAGCUGCCGCACUGCAGCUGCCUGCAGAUUGCCCACGGUCAUUGGGCCCUGUAAGGCUGCCUUCCGACGUUGGACCUUCGACUCUGUCAAAGGAGAGUGUGUGCCCUUCAUUUACGGCGGCUGUGAGGGAAAUGGCAACAACUUCUACACCAAGAAGGAAUGUGAAAAGUUCUGCGGAAACAUGCCGAUGGCAGCAAGAGCCGAGCCCUGCCUUCCCGGAGAGGCAUGUGCCCCAGCUUCCUCAGACGACUGCCUCGGCGCACCAGAGACAGGCCUCUGCGACUCCUCGUUUCAGCGCUUCUACUACAACUCCUCCACCAUGACUUGCGAGCCCUUCACCUACGGCGGCUGUCCGGGCAACAAGAACAACUUCGAGACCGAGAAGGAAUGCCUGCAGAACUGUCACAGCGAAGUUGCCUGCAGACAGCCCAUAGUGCCUGGGCCGUGCAUGGCCAGAUUUCCACGCUGGGCCUUUGACGCUGUGAAAGGGAAAUGUAUGCCUUUCAUAUAUGGUGGCUGCAAGGGAAAUGGAAACAAUUUCCACAGCAAGAAAUCAUGUGAGGAGCUCUGCGGGGAUAUGGAAGGAGACCCUUGUCUAAGUCCACCAGAUGCAGGACCCUGUGAUGGCGCAUUCGUACAUUUCUACUACAACUCCACCCUCAUGGCCUGUGAGAACUUCACCUAUGGUGGUUGCCAAGGCAACCAGAACAACUUUUUAACUGAAAGCAAGUGCCUGCAGAGUUGCCGCACUCCAGCUGCCUGCAGACUGCCCGUAGUCACUGGGCCUUGUAAGGCUGCCUUUCCACGAUGGGCCUUUCAGAGAGACAACUGUGUGCCCUUUACAUACGGCGGCUGUGAUGGAAAUAGCAACAAUUUCGACAGCAAGACGGAGUGUGAGAAGUACUGUGGGGUGUCAGAAGAUGGUGACGAAGAAGUGAUGGAAGUCAGUUAAAGGUGCUGAUGGGACAACAUGCAGCUGAGUUCUUUCCAACCAGAAAAUCUAAUCAGACAACCUGUCAGCUAACAGCCUUGGUUUUCACUGGUCUAACAACUGUUCGAUGAAUUAAACAUUUGGAAAAAGCA
Scleropages formosus (Asian bonytongue) is the source of this 2680-nucleotide messenger RNA. RefSeq names its product alpha-1-microglobulin/bikunin precursor (gene ambp). The transcript is spliced from 19 exons. The coding region runs from base 60 to 2549 and encodes 829 amino acids. The record is from RefSeq and is a predicted model, not a curated record. Gene Ontology annotation, molecular function: serine-type endopeptidase inhibitor activity. NCBI's taxonomy places the organism in Eukaryota, Metazoa, Chordata, Actinopteri, Osteoglossiformes, Osteoglossidae.